ACCACUGGGUUUUAGCCUGUCCAUCUUUCUUUCUCCUUUUUUUUCUCUUAUAUAAUAAAAACAGAAAAUAAAAGAGGUUUUAGUUGUAGUAACAAUAUCAACAACAAUUUAGGGUUUUUGAAGAAGAAGGAGGCGAUGGAUCGGUACACGAAAGUCGAGCAGAAAAAGGAAGAAAUGGCGAUGAAUGAAAACGAAAUGAGAAUCACGUCUCAAGGCCUUGUUCGUAACUACAUCACUUACGCCACCACCCUUCUUCUUCAGGAGAGACGUGGUAAAGAAAUUGUCUUGAAAGCAAUGGGGCAAGCUAUCAGCAAGACAGUAGCCAUUGCCGAAAUCAUUAAGAGAAACAUCCCUCGAUUGCAUCAAGAUACUCAGAUCAGCUCAAUAAGCAUAACUGAUGUAUGGGAACCUAUUGAGGAGGGCCUUCUGCCUGUGGAGAUGACUCGCCAAGUAUCAAUGAUAUCAAUUACCUUGUCAACUAAGGAACUAAACAAGGAUUCACCAGGGUACCAACCUCCGCUCUUUGUAGAACGAUCAAGACCUCAGUACAACAACUAUCAGCGACAGCAACAACCCAGACAGGCACAACAAGGAUACAAUGCUGUAAAUGAAGAGCCAUAUGGUGGAAAUUAUCAUGGAAAUAGGGGUCAUGUUCAAGGUGGGAGAGGCCGUGGCUGGAACAGGGGUGGAUAUGGGAAUCAAGGGGAUGGGUACAGAAACUACCAAGGAGAUGGAUACAGAAACUAUCAAGGGAAUGGGAACAGAAACUACCAAGGGGAUGGGUACAGAAACUACCAAGGUGGUGGGCAGAGAAACUAUCAAGGCGGUGGGCAGAGAAACUACCAUGGAGAUGGGCAGAGAAACUAUCAUGGGGGCAGUGGAUAUGGUAACUAUCAAGGUGGCAGGGGAUAUGGGAACAAUCGAGGUGGCAGGGGGUAUGGUAACUAUCAAGAUGGUGCUGAAUAUGGAAAUUAUCAAGGUGGUAGAGAUUAUGAUAACAAUGGUUAUCCGAAUCGUGGUCAAGGUGGUGUUCGUGGGGGAAAUGCAGGCUAUCGCGGAGACGGGUAUGUGAGAGGAGGCAGCAGUAGGGGUGGUGGAGGUGGCAGAUUCAAUGGAAGAGGUAUGGGAAGGAUGGGUGGCCGGUCUAGGGAUGGAGGUGAUCCACAGAGACAGUAAACUGCAGCUGGUUCAUUUCCUCUAUUGCUAUAUAUAUAUGCGGUUGCUUCCCAUAAUCGUGGGCUUUUGUUUUAACUCUGCGUUAUUUCAAUCUUUCUACAUCUCUUUGAUGUUUAAAUAGUUUUAGCAUUGGAAGUAAAUUCCUUUAGGUUAACAUCUAGCGUAAAUGGUUGUAGGCAACUCGAAAUGAAGUUUCAAAAAAGAAGUUAAACCCUUUAUUAUUAUUAUUAGUUAUUAUUAUCAUCAUCAUCUUUAA
Messenger RNA from Erigeron canadensis, 1432 nucleotides. RefSeq names its product protein FAM98A. NCBI's taxonomy places the organism in Eukaryota, Viridiplantae, Streptophyta, Magnoliopsida, Asterales, Asteraceae. Gene Ontology annotation, molecular function: RNA binding. The transcript is spliced from 8 exons. The record is from RefSeq and is a predicted model, not a curated record. The coding region runs from base 136 to 1176 and encodes 346 amino acids.